Molecule: messenger RNA, 1653 nt
Organism: Bombina bombina (fire-bellied toad)
Lineage: Eukaryota; Metazoa; Chordata; Amphibia; Anura; Bombinatoridae
Product: tigger transposable element-derived protein 1-like
Exons: 3
Coding region: 1-1653 (550 amino acids)
Cellular component (GO): nucleus
Molecular function (GO): DNA binding
Source: RefSeq, a predicted model, not a curated record
AUGGCAGAUAAAAAGAAAUGCCGUAAAUCUAUUAAUUUAGAUAUGAAGCUUAAAAUUAUUAGAUUGUAUGAUGAAGGUGUAAUUCAAGCUGAAAUAGGCCGAAAGCUAGGCUUCACUAGGACCACAAUUAACACAGUCAUGAAGAACAGAGAAAAAAUUGUUGCAGAAGUUAAAAGUGCUACACCUGUUAACACCACAACAAUUCGAAAAAGGGAUAGCAUUGUUGCAGACAUGGAGAGACUCCUAAUACUUUGGAUAGAAAAUCAGACAACACGCCAUGUUCCUGUAAACCAGGCAAUUAUACAAAGUAAAGCCUUAAGCUUAUUCAAUGACCUGAAGGCUAAGAAAGGUGAAGCAGCAAAGGAUGCUGAAUUUGUUGCAAGCCGUGGAUGGUUUGAUAGGUUUAAGAAGAGGUCUAAUCUACAUAACAUCAAAGUACAAGGAGAGGCAGCUGCUGCAGAUAAUGAGGCUGCAGAAAGCUAUCCAAGUGAAUUUGCAAAAAUUAUUGAAGAUGGAGGCUACUCCAUGGAUCAAAUUUUUAAUGUGGAUGAGACUGGUCUAUUCUGGAAGAAGAUGCCUGCAAGAACCUUCAUUGCAAGACAGGAAAAAUCGAUGCCAGGCUACAAGCCAGCUAAAGAUAGAAUAACCCUUCUGUUAGGUGGCAAUGCUUCUGGUACCUUAAAGCUAAAGCCUUUGUUUAUUUACCGUUUUCAAAAUCCAAGAGCUUUGAAGAACUACGUUAAAACUAGACUUCCAGUGCAUUGGAGGGCAAAUAAAAAAGCAUGGAUUUUGCUGCUUGUUGAUAAUGCUCCUGGACACCCUCGAACGCUAGAUGAGCUCAACCCUAACAUUAGAGUGGAAUUCCUACCACCAAAUACCACCUCAUUACUGCAGCCCAUGGAUCAAUGUGUCAUAGCUUCCUUCAAGUUAAACUACUUAAAAAGAACAUUCAGUAAGUGUAUUGCAGCAAUAGACAAAGAAGAAGGUGCAGGGCAAGAAGUCCUAUCGAAAUUCUGGAAAAGCUACAACAUCUUGGAUUGCAUUAAAACUGUAAGAGAUGCUUGGAAUGACAUAAAGGAUACCACAAUGAAAAGGGCCUGGAAAAAGUUAUGCCCACAGUUAGCUGAUGAUUCUGAAGGCGUUGAUGAUUCUGUAGCUAAUGUUACUGAAAAUAUUUUAGAGAUGGCAAGGCAGUUAGAGCUGGAAGUAGAGCCAGAAGAUGUUACUGAACUGCUUGCGUCCCAUACUGAGCCCCUCACUUUCCGUCAUCUUGAUAGCGCCAUGGCUCUUUUUGAAAAGCAUGAUAGGGAAUUUGAAAGAAGCUUCACAGUUAAUGGUAACAUUUCAGGGGCUUAUUCCUGUUACAAAGAAAUCUACAGAGAAAAGAAGAGAGCUACACUUCAAACCUCCAUAGAGACUUACUUUUCUAAAAGUCCAUCAGCAUGCAGAUCAUCAUCAUCGACAGACAGUCAUUUGGAUACCAGAUCAUCAACUGACAGUCCAUUUCCAGCUCUGGCAUCACCACCCAGUCCUGCUCCUUCUCUUAUUGCUACUUGUAGUACACCCAAUUCGCCAGCAAGAAAGCGUCUCGCCUUUGAAGAGUUGACUUGUGAAACAGAAGACACCAGUAUGACUUCAUCCUUACUAGAAUAA